Molecule: messenger RNA, 2364 nt
Organism: Cryptomeria japonica (Japanese cedar)
Lineage: Eukaryota; Viridiplantae; Streptophyta; Pinopsida; Cupressales; Cupressaceae
Product: WRKY transcription factor 72B
Exons: 6
Coding region: 186-2105 (639 amino acids)
Biological process (GO): regulation of DNA-templated transcription
Molecular function (GO): sequence-specific DNA binding; DNA-binding transcription factor activity
Source: RefSeq, a predicted model, not a curated record
GGCAACGCUCAUGUUCCAAAAGGAUGUCAGGCGUUGAAUUUAUAUGCAAGAUGCUCCAUAUUGUGUUUUCACUCUCUGGAUUUUACAGUUUCUUUCUGGCUUUUUUGUUAUAGGUUAUUAUCUGUGCAGUGAAGGGCAUUUGCAAUUUGUAUCGGUGAUUUGGAGUGAGUCACGAGGGUGGGCAAAUGAAAAGACCACUUGUAAUGGAUUCCGUGAAUGAUGAUAAUGAUGGUGAUCAUCAUCAGGGUAUUAAUUUCAGAAAGAUGAGGAUCUUCGAAAGUGGGCUUACGGAGAUUGGUAUGACUCGUAGAUUGCAAGAGGAUAACGUUGAUAGAGGCGAUUCAAAGGUUAUGAGGAAUUUGGUGGAUGAUUUGGAGCAGGUUGAAAGGAAUGUUGGGGAAGAGAAGAAAAGGGAGGCUAUGGAUUAUGAGAAAUUCUCUGUAUCUGUCAAUGGUAGUGAUAUUAUAGAGCAAUCCAAGAUCCGAAAGAAAUUGAAUACAAAUGAUCGAUCAGAUUGUAGCUCGCCACAAGAGUCUAUUGCAGGAACUGAACUUGAGUCUCUGCACGUAAUAAUGGGCCAGAUGAAAGAAGAAAACAAGAAGUUGAAAUUGGCUUUAUCUGAGAUAAUGAACAAUUAUCAAAAUCUUCAGGUUCAUCUGUUGACUAUUAUGCAGCAAGAGAAGCAAAAAGAAAACAAUCCACAGCCAGAAGAGACUCCAAAGGAAUCAGAAAAGUGGGAAGAGGAGUCAGAGAUGGUGGCUUUGUCUCUUGGGACAAAUUUCUUUGCGACCAAAGCUGCUAAAGAAGAAACCUUAGGCGGAGAAAGUGGGAAAGAGGUUGUACACAAUACAAAAGGGCCACAAGAGGAUCUCAAAGGGUUCAAUCUAAGCUUAGCUUUCAAGGAUGAAGAGGAAACAAGAAAAGAAAAUAAAGGAAGGAGCGUCUCUCCAACAACUAGCCAGGCUAAAUCAGAGGAAGAAAUGAUGAGGUCAUAUAAAGCACUCAAGACAUUAGGCGAGAAUUCAGAAGCUGCACCCACCAUUAGAAAAGCCAGAGUGUCUGUUCGUGUUAGAUGCCAAGCUCCAGUGAUGCAAGAUGGGUGUCAAUGGAGAAAGUAUGGGCAAAAGUUAGCCAAGGGCAAUCCCUGUCCCAGAGCUUACUAUCGUUGCAGUGUGGCCCCAGGAUGCCCAGUUAGAAAGCAGGUACAAAGAUGCCCAGAUGACACGGCUAUACUCAUCACAACAUAUGAGGGCAGUCACAAUCAUCCACUUCCUAUCGCUGCCACUGCCAUGGCAUCCACCACAGCAUCAGCAGCCACCAUGCUCCUCUCUGGUUCCACCUCAAGCAUGGAAGACAUAGUUGCCAACAAUUCAUACAGCUCUAGAUUAGACCGAUUAUUUGCCUCCAAUCCCACCAUUAGCACCUCAACUUCCUUCCCCACAAUUACUCUAGAUCUCGCCAAUAAACCCACCUCACAGUUAAACCUACACAAUUCAGUAGCAAGACAAUCAUCAUCCACAUCACUGCCUUCAACUUUCUCUCUUCCAUAUCAAUACCCAUCUGCAGGAUCCAACUUGUUUUCUACCCUUCAUCAUCCUAACCCAAUACUUCGUUCCAAUCAAUCAUUACCAGUGAUUCCCAGUUCGAAUCCCGUGAGCAAUACUCAUCUCUACUACACCCAACCUCAUAAUCCUGCAUAUAGCAGGCCCAAUUCAUCAAUUUCUACAUCAAACUAUGACCUUGUUAGCCAGAUUUUGCAAUUACAGCACCAAAAUUCUCUUGAUUCAUUGCCCAACAAUCCCUCUGCAAAAGCCAUUCAAGGAGCUCUGUCAAGAUACUCUUCUCAGUCAUCGAUUCAGAACGUUACUCCAACUACUGCUUCCAUUACUUCAGAUCCUAAGUUUACAACUGCCCUUGUGAACGCCAUAGCCUCCAUUAUCAGUAGCAGAGGGAUCGAAUCCAAUGGGGGAGCGAGCAAUGGAGUAAAUAAUAUAGUACCCAAUGACGAUCAGACAAAAUGGGGAGAAGGCAUCAGAGAUCAAGCUGCUUUGAGGUCUAGCCCCCAUUCUUCAGAAUCCAAUGUACUAUCUUCGUCUGCUUCUUAAGUAUGUUUAUAGUUGUAGAGUUUGGUAAUCUGCCUUGCGGCUUGCUUGUAAAUCUAGUUUUGAGUUGCAAGAUUUUUGUUAUGGAGAGACUUUAGUCCUUCACAACUGAAAGGAAGCAGCCUGCAUGCAUUUUAUUAUGUUGAAGGUAUCGAAAGCCUUAAACUGAAAACUAUCUGUAGGCUAUCUAGACUCUUCCGUGCUGCACCAAAGGUUUAAAAUUAUUGUUUAAACUGAUAAUAUAAAUUAAAGGUUUUAUUAA